CGGGCCUCACACUGAAGCCCGUCCUUGCACUCCCCGCGCUGCGGCCCUCGGGACGGGAACCUGCCCCCGCGGGGCUCGCGUCCCCCGGGCCUCCGGGAGCCGUGUCUGUCCGCCGCCCUCCGGGCUCGGCAGGGGGGCCUGGGGAAGACUCGGCGUCGCGGCCACGGGGCCCCGACGUGCGGCGGGAAGAGGGGGCCGGGCCGUCCCGCCUCGGCGCCGGCGGGGCCGCCCCCGCCGUUUCCCGGGGCCAGGGAGUCGGCGAGUGCGCCCACCCUCCCAGCUCUGCCGGGCCCCUCCUUCCUUCCACCGGGCUCGGCUCGGGGGCCCGGGCCGGCGCCGUUACCACCCCCUUUUGGCUCGUCAUUUCCUCUCCCCGCCGCGCUCGCCGGGCCGCACCGCACACCUCAGUCCUGGAGCCCGACCAAGCGGGCUCCCCUUUCCUGCCCGGCCCGCUCGUGCCGGGAGCCUCACUCCCGGGAGACGGCUCGCCCUUCGCAUUUUUUCCCCGGAAGCCGCACAACUUGCUUUUCACACUUAGUUCUGCCUCGUGAACUCGUCCUCCCUUGACCGUGUGCAUUCCUUUUCCUUUCACCUUUCCGUGUCACUUUGAACGUGUCUUAGUUCAAUCCACAGCUACUCUUGGUUUAUUUUUUUCUAAUAUACUUUCCAAUUCCAUAUUAACGUGUUUUUUCAGGAGGUAUUGUUGGGUUUUAGGGUAAGAAAACCUCUCUGUUGACAACCAAGUAUGGGACAGUUAGCAGUGUGUACCGGGCACCGGCAUGUUUGAUGGGGAAGGAGUGGGCAGAUGUGAAUGAGAAUCUGCCCUGCCUAGCGGAGAUUGACAGGUGAACGGCUGAUCAAUACCUAAGGGCAGUGAUGUAACGGGGCCAGGUUCCGUUUUGUGCAGGCAGCACUGACGUGGGAGCUGCCCACAGCCUCCUGGAAGCUUUCUGUAGCCGCCCCUUUGCUGGACCUCGGGACGAUGGGGUUCCUUCUGACCGGAGAGAGGAGCAGGGGCACCGAGGUGCUGUCAGCGGGGCGGGGGACAGAGUAGGCAGUAGUGGUGAGAGUCUAAGGUUGGGAACACAAGGUUCUGACUUGCGGGGUUCUGUCCCAUAACAGCAGCUUCUUUGGGGGGAUAAAGGGAGAUUUCCCUAGGACUUGAUAAAAGUUUUUACUUAUGUGAAGCACCUAGUGCAGUCCCUAGCACACAGUAGGCCUUCAGUAUAUGAUGCCCGUUUUUCUAAUCACAUUUACUAAAGUCAUACAACCGGUAGGUUUCAGAAAACAACUAAUCCAGUGUUGUUUCAUUCUUAUCCACAGUAAUAGAUGUGCAGUGUGUCUUAGAUAUUUUUUAGAACAUAUCACUUUUUAAAAAUAUGUUUUUAUUGACUUCAGGGAGAGAGAGAGAAUCAUCAAUGAUGAGAAUCAUCCAUUGCCUGCCUCCUGCACACCCCCUACUGGGUAUGGACCCUGAAACCCAGGCAUGUGCCCUCACCGCCUAUCGGAUCACUUUAAAGCCACCAAACACUUGGCUAGACUUUCUAAGACAGCGGUUGCCAACCUUUUGGACCUCACAGAUCCGUGUAUAAUCUGGUUACUUUUUUGCUGAACACCUGGAGCUCCCACCUGUCUACAGAAGCACUUGGAAUUUUGAGAGACAGUAUCUUUCACUUGCGGAGCACAUCUCACAGUCUUCUAUAACCUCCGGAGUGAAGUUCCCUGUGCACAGGAUUCUGACGUGGAGGGACCAUGGAGCAGUAUACAGCGAACAGCAAUAGUUCAACAGAGCAGAUUGUUGUGCAGGCUGGACCGAUUCAGCAGCAGCAGCAGGGUGGUGUCACUGCUGUCCAGUUGCAGACUGAGGCCCAGGUGGCAUCCGCCUCAGGCCAGCAAGUCCAGACCCUCCAGGUAGUCCAGGGGCAGCCAUUAAUGGUGCAGGUCAGUGGAGGCCAGUUAAUCACAUCAACUGGCCAACCCAUCAUGGUCCAGGCUGUCCCUGGUGGACAAGGUCAAACCAUCAUGCAAGUACCUGUAUCUGGGUCCCAGGGUUUGCAGCAGAUACAGUUGGUCCCACCUGGACAGAUCCAGAUCCAGGGUGGGCAGGCUGUGCAGGUGCAGGGCCAGCAGGGCCAAACCCAGCAGAUCAUCAUCCAGCAGCCCCAGACAGCCGUUACUGCUGGCCAGACCCAGACACAGCAGCAAAUUGCUGUCCAGGGGCAGCAAGUGGCACAGACUGCUGAAGGGCAAACCAUCGUUUAUCAGCCAGUUAAUGCAGACGGUACCAUUCUCCAGCAAGUUACAGUCCCUGUUUCAGGCAUGAUCACCAUCCCAGCAGCCAGUUUGGCAGGAGCACAGAUUGUUCAGACAGGAGCCAACACCAAUACAACCAGCAGUGGACAAGGGACUGUCACUGUGACACUACCAGUGGCAGGCAAUGUGGUCAAUUCAGGAGGGAUGGUCAUGAUGGUGCCUGGUGCUGGGUCUGUGCCUGCUAUCCAAAGAAUCCCUCUACCUGGGGCAGAGAUGCUCGAAGAAGAGCCUCUCUAUGUGAAUGCCAAACAGUAUCACCGCAUACUUAAGAGGAGGCAAGCCCGAGCCAAACUAGAGGCAGAAGGGAAAAUUCCAAAGGAAAGAAGGAAAUAUCUGCAUGAAUCUCGGCACCGUCAUGCCAUGGCACGGAAGCGUGGUGAAGGUGGGCGAUUUUUCUCUCCAAAAGAAAAGGAUAGUCCUCAUAUGCAGGAUCCAAACCAAGCAGAUGAAGAAGCAAUGACACAGAUCAUCCGAGUAUCCUAACCCCAGGCCAUGUGAUGGAGAUGAUCAAGGUCAUGUUCCUCACCACUGUUCCAGGAAAUUGAUCACUUCUUCCGAUGGGACACUGAUGAUCACAUUCUGCCCUUUUCUGCAGGACAGAAACCCACUUAGUUUUUCAAAGUGGCUUGGUAUUAUAAUUGCAGCGGUGUCUGGCAAAUUGAAGUUGCAAGGCUUUGUCUCACCCCUUCAGUCAGGACUAUUUUAGACUGUUGAUGACAUUGACGUUUCAUGGACUAGGAUGAUGCGAAGGACUCAUGCCAGCCCAACAGUACCACACACAGCACUUAGAUGUUGACUGGUGAAGCCAGCCAGCCAUCUGAGCAGGGGAGAACAACCUUCUCAAGCUAAACUACAAUCCGGGAAGCUGAAGCCCACUCCUUCCCAUGGAAUCUAAACACCAUCUCAGGCUAAGUGAAUGAACACUGUAUUCAGAGAUGACUUCCAGGCAUGGAAGUUCAAUCUCAUGGAAAUAAUAAAUUCUCUGAGAUACAUUCAUCUAAUCUGUGGUAAUAAUAAGAAUGUCUACACAGAUGAUAGGUUGGUAUUUUUGGACUCCAAGCCAAGAAAAAGCUAAUUCUGGGGAUAGAAUGAUAAAAGAAUCAAGCACUAAAAAUAAUUGCUGAAUCUUUUUUCAUUUUGGCCAGUUGUGGUCUGCUUGUCCAUCUGUUGACAGGUCAUCUGGACCAUAGUUCUUACUAUGGCUACUUGUAAGACAAUUUAGAAGGUAUUGGACCUUGAAACUUCCUUUCCUAAGUAGAGAACAAAAUAAUACAACUAUGCUGAAGUGCUGAGGACACUUGUAACUCCUAAACAGCGAGGCAAACUAGAGAUUUUCAAUCAUAGGCUUAGUGACAGCAUUUGGAAAAUAGAAGGGUUUGUGUGUGUUUCAGUCUAGAAGAAGAGAGAGAGGUAAUAUACCCAUGUGUUGUCAUAUAGCAUGAUUCUUCAGUUGAUGGAUGCCUGGGAUGGAUCAUUAAGAUGAAGAGACUAAUUUACAUUUACACUAUAAUCUUUUAACAACCGAAAGAGAGAAGUCUGAGAUUUGGUCUUUGACACUUUCUGGAAAGCACUGUUCAAUCAAGCUGUCCUGGACAUUCUCCAGGUUACCUCCUAGAACUUAACGUGGAUGUUGGCUUCACUCCUGCAAGUGCUUUGUGCUGGCCCCAGAAAACGGACAUUCUCAUGUUUCCCAUGGCAGCUGACUCAUUGGUGCCAGCUUCCAUUUGCUUCCCCCUUUCUCCAUAUGCCUUUGCAGGAAGGUUUUCACUUUGCAUCUACAUUUUGGGGACAAAUUACAGACUGGAACUAGAGAUGGCUGUAGUGUAAGGAAUUGGGCCACAGUUCCCAGAAUGGGUUGUGUCUCAUUUCUUUUCUAGAUGUUGAACCCUUGUAGAAAGUGAUACUUCAGAAGAGUUUCUGCCUACUCUGGAAACAAAGAAGGAAAACUUAAUUCUUUUUGACUUAAUAACCAAGAGUAAAGAUUGGCUCUUUUUAUAUUUUACUCUAAUUGUAUUAAGAGAUAAAAAGUAUUUCACUCUCUAAAGAAAACAUCAUAAGCAUUGUAAUGGUCUAAAUAGAGGUACAGAGCUAUGCAAAGAAAGCAGGAAGUGAAAUAUAUUUCUAAUUCCUGAAAUCGAAUCAUCUCCUGGCUUCCAGAUGUCAGAAAUGGAGGACUUAUUCUUUGGUAGACUCACUAGAAACUUCUGGCUCAUUACAUGAGUUUUAGAUGUUAAUUUAUCCAGUAAUCCCCAAAUUUGUCAAAUGACAGGUUACUAAAAACAAUGAGAAAUUUAUAUCCCUUGGUUUGUUUAGGAAUCUUUAAGAUGCAGAGUUCAGAAAGAGAUUCCUCAGACCUAAUUUCUAGUACUUAAGCCAAUAGUUCUAAAACGCUAUUUAUUUGUGUCUGUAAGUUUGUACAUAGUAAUUCCAGCCUCAUUGUUGCGGAAUUAUUUUUUCAUGCAUUUGAGUUUUGCUUGAAAUUAAAUGCUUCAGUUGUCAUUAUUGUCAUUGCAUUUCAGCUAAUUCAUGGCCCUUUUAUUGUGGUCAUUUUUAGCAUAUCAUAAUAACCCACAAAGUGGGGGUGAGGUGGAUUAAGGUUUGGAUUUUUUUCUUUAUUUGUUGCUAGAAGUUCUUUUAUUCAUUUUUCAUUUUGACUGUAGUGAUGACUUUUAGAUAUAGAGUGAAUGGAUGAGUGAAUAAUUGGUUUAAUAGUUACUUUACUUCAUGAAUGCUUUUUUUUUGCAGGAUAAUUGUAUAUAUUUUAAUUGUAUUGGUACAUUGAACAUGUCAGUGUCUAUAUCACUGGACCAACAACAUUUUUGGCUAUUGAGUGCCUGAUAAUAAUGUCUUGAUUUUCCUUUGGGACUCAGUUAUAUAUAUUUUCCCCUCAGCAGUAGGGGGAGUACAGGUGAUCUGAUCAUUGAUGUCAUUGCAAUUGUUAUUUUUAAAAAUAAAUUUAUGAGAAAGUGAUUGAA
This is a messenger RNA of Myotis myotis, 5288 nucleotides long. RefSeq names its product nuclear transcription factor Y subunit alpha (gene NFYA). Lineage: Eukaryota; Metazoa; Chordata; Mammalia; Chiroptera; Vespertilionidae. The transcript has 10 exons. Bases 1753 to 2796 code for a protein of 347 amino acids. Gene Ontology annotation, biological process: regulation of transcription by RNA polymerase II. The record is from RefSeq and is a predicted model, not a curated record. Gene Ontology annotation, cellular component: CCAAT-binding factor complex. Gene Ontology annotation, molecular function: RNA polymerase II cis-regulatory region sequence-specific DNA binding; DNA-binding transcription factor activity, RNA polymerase II-specific.